Messenger RNA from Cannabis sativa, 462 nucleotides. RefSeq names its product proline-rich receptor-like protein kinase PERK2. Lineage: Eukaryota; Viridiplantae; Streptophyta; Magnoliopsida; Rosales; Cannabaceae. The coding region runs from base 1 to 462 and encodes 153 amino acids. The transcript has a single exon. The record is from RefSeq and is a predicted model, not a curated record.
AUGUCACACCUAACCCCGCCAUCACCACUGCCAUCGGCGCCGGCCCCGCCUCUUCCGACGACCCUAUGCACUCGUGGUGGGAAUCAAUCUCCAAAGCUCGUUCUCGCAUCUACUCUCUCUCUUCAAUUCUCGACCCCACCUCCUCCUCCUCCUCCUCAUUCUCUCUCCCCUCCCUGGCCGAUUCCGACCGCCCUGCUCUCUCACUCCUCUCUUCCAUCGAUGCUUACCUUACUGUCUCGGCAUCCCUCUCUUCCCCUCUCUCCGGUUCCGGCUCUGACCCUCUCUGUCACUGGCUAUACGACACGUAUCUGUCGUCUGAUCCCCAUCUACGACUUAUUGUUUUCUCCUUCAUCCCUCUCCUCUCCGGCCUCUACCUCUCUCGGAUCCACUCUCUCAUCCGAUUCGCCUUCUUCAGCUAGCCAGUACAAGCCACUCUUGGUGAAGCACACAGAUUGUCAUUAA